GACUUGGCUGGUGCACACAGAUGUCGGGUUGGCUGCAUAUGUAGUUGAGUUUGUUUGCAGAGGAAUAUUGCAUUUGAAUGCGCAAAAUGGAAGAUAUGAAAGCUCUAUCACGUGAAAAUUAACAAUAAUUAGCAGACUGACUUAUUAUUUGCUGCACAUAAGGAUGAAUUGAGCUUCAGGCGUCUACAUUGUUCUUGGAAGGACGUCGGGGGGGAAUACUUGAUGUUGGAGUCAUCCGGACACUUUGCGUAAUUAGCAAAAGAAAUGAGUUUGACUGUUAAUUAAGGCACAAAUAAUGUUGGGACUCUUCUUUGGAAGAAAGCGCGUGUCGCACCGUGUAUGUUGUAAACACAACAGAAACAAGGACAACGCUGUCUAAUAUGCUCGGGACACCUCGACUUCUGGUGCUGGUGGCGCUCGGUUGGCUAUUUUUAUUUGUGACGCGCAGCAGCGAAGCAGUUUCUAGCAGCAUGGGCCGUGCCUGUAGUCCACCCAUAGGGAACCUGGCAAGCGGCAGGACCCUGUUCACCCUCUCAAGCUGCUGUGGGAACAGCACACUACAACAUCCUCUGUGCCCCCAACCUUCCGUGAGUCCCCACGCCUGCUCUCAGGAUCCUCACCCAGCUGUUCACAUGACUGAUGACCCUUUCUUGCAUCCAGAUACCUGGUGGGCAUCAGGUGGAGGUACUACUGUGGGUGGGCAGCAGGAUGAGAUACGUUUGGACCUGGAAACCAAAUUCUGUCUGUCUCACAUGGUUUUGGUGUUCAGGUCACCCCGGCCUGCUGCCAUGGCCAUUGAACGUUCAGUGGACUUUGGAAAAACCUGGGAAGCUGUCAAAGUCUUUGCAUACAACUGCAGCGUAGAUUUUGGUUUGCCUGAUGACUUUGAUCAGCCAGGGUCACUGUGUACAUCCCGUUAUACUGACGCUACACCCUGCACGGGCGGAGAGGUUAUAUUACGUACUCUAGAACCCAGCAGUGUUAUAACACUUGACCCCUACAGUCCAGAGGCCCUCUCUCGCCUGACCAUCACAAAUCUCCGCAUCAGACUGCUAAAAUCCCAGACCUGUGGCCCAAGUCUGACAGAAUGGAGAAGCUCCACAGCCUCAGGCCUGACCCCCCCAUCCAGUUCAAAAAGCUCUGCUUCAGCACCUUAUGCUAUUUAUACUUUACUAGCAAGAGGGACCUGUCUGUGUCAUGGGCAUGCUGAGUAUUGUGUUCCACACAACCAUGUACACAAGAAGAUAGAUGACAGUAACAUGGUGUUUGGUAGGUGUCUGUGUACUCACAACACAGCAGGAGAUCACUGUGAAAAGUGUGCCCCACUCUACAAUGAUCGACCCUGGAGGCCUGCCAAUGGCAGCAGUGGGGAGGCCAACCCAUGCCAGAAGUGUGAGUGUCACGGCCACGCAGAUAGCUGUCACUUCUCUCAGCGGGCAUGGCUUUCCUCCGGCAGACUCAGUGGGGGUGUUUGUGAGGACUGCCAGCACAACACCGCCGGGCGUAGGUGCCAUCGCUGUCGCCACGGCUACCACCGCCGCCCGUCCCUGCCCCUCAGCUCCCCCCACACAUGCAUACGCUGCUGGUGUGAUCCUCUGGGAUCUUUGCCUCCUCUACCUGGAAAGGAGGGACCCUGGUGCCACCCUAGGAGUGGCAAGUGCCUCUGUAAAUCUGGUGUGGGGGGCACAAGCUGCAGCCACUGUCUGCCUGGCUACUGGGGCUUUGGAGGGGAGGGAUGCAAACGUUGUGCAUGCCCUCACCAAUGCGAUCCAUUCACUGGCCAAUGUCUCCACAGCUACACAAAUAAGCAAAUGUUAAAUGUGCCCAUUGGUGGAAAAAUCCCUGACUUGGAUCAUAUAUUCUCAACUGAAGAAGAGGUACUACUGUCAAAGACGCUUGCAGUCUCUGCUCUGCAAUACACAGGGAAGUGUAGCUGUAAGGAGAAAAAGCUGAUAAGUGCAUCUGAACUCUGCAAGACCAAACCUGAUUAUGUAAUCAAGGCCAAUGUGCUGUCUGCUCACGACAAAGGAAGCUAUGCAGAAGUUCAUGUCAAAGUUCACAAGGUCCUUCGAUCAGGUCAGAGGACGCUGCACUUAGGAACCACCAGCGUCUAUCCUCUGUCCUGGACCAGCCGUGGCUGCACCUGCCCUAUAUUAAACCCAGGUAUGGAGUACUUGCUUGCAGGAAAAGAGGAGACUGGAACAGGCCGUUUGCUGGUCACCAUGCAGAGUGUUGUGGUUCCAUGGACACCUCAUCUAGGUCUGUUUAUAUCAAGGAGCCUGAGAAAUGGAUGCCCAUGAGCCAUAUGAUCCAAAAAGGCAGGAUACACUUCAGAGGUUUUCUACAAGAUACUCAAGAGUGAGUGAACAAUUCAGAAAGUGGGAUGAAAAUCCAAGAGUCAAACUUUUGGGUUGAGGCCACAUAACUGAAGUACCCACAACAUGUGUGGGCAGGAGAGUGAAUGGAUGUUAAGUGUUGUACUUGGUGCUCGAGACCUAACUUGCAUAAAAAGUUGUUCAUUUUUUUUGUUUUGUUUUUCCUUACAGCCAGUUCCAUUUUGGAUCUGGAUAGAAACUGUAAAAAUACCUUGAACUGUUAAGCUAACAAAUCCCCCUAUAAUACUACACCUCCUCUUAGUUAAUUAGCAGAAAAAUAAGUGCAAAAUAUUGCACUUAACUUCAUCAGCUACAUCUGCUCAUAAAGUAAAUAUUUAAUCAGCCAACCACAUUGCAUGGACUCAAUGAAUUUAUGGUCCGGAUGAUCUGCUGCAAUGAGUAAGAAAGGUGACUUAAGUGACUCUGAAUGUGAUGUGGUUGUUGGAGCCAGGUGAGCUUAAAUUAGACUACAGAAGAAUGGAAAAACAUUGUCUGGUAUGAUGAGCCAGAUGAUAGGGUCACAAUUUGACUUGAACCCAUGGAUCCAUAAUCCUUUGUAUUCUGAGGUGUACUGGUGUGUCUGUGUGACGGGCAGGUUAUUGAUAACCCUUAGUACCAUUUGAGCAUCAUUUAAAGGGGACAUAUCACGCAAAAUCCACUUUUUUAGCCCUUAAAUACAUUUUUUGUGUACUGUGAGUUUUUAGGAGUGCAGAAAAUUUAAAUUUAUUCUCUCCCAGUGCUGCGUAGAUAUCUUUAUAUUCUUUUUGGGUCAUAUUUUUCAGUCUGUUCAGUUUUCUCUAUUCCCGUUAUGUUUUCUUGUCUAUUACGUCACAGUAUUGCUGUGGAACUGCUAAACAAGGUCAUCAACUUCUGGCUAACCAAUUUCGUGAAUCCUCCAUUUUUUAUUUUUUGUAGUCCAGUCCAGUUGAGUUGAGUUGAGUUUUGCUGAAGUUGCAAGUAGAGGAGUCAAAAUGUUCGGUUGUUGGGUGUAUUACCCACACGUACGUACCACACGUAACGGCAUCAGAGCUGCUUCGAAGUGCCUGUUUCUCUGCCGGUAGAGAAUCGUAUCACUGCUAUCAAACUACAAAAAUGGCCAAACGGGGUGGAGUGGAAUGCUCAGUGACCUGGAGGGGGGCGGGGCGUGAGCACCAAAACGAGCUGCUCUAAGCCACGCCUUAGAACAGGUGUAAA
Archocentrus centrarchus (flier cichlid) is the source of this 3569-nucleotide messenger RNA. Its product is annotated as netrin-4. Gene Ontology annotation, biological process: axon guidance; substrate adhesion-dependent cell spreading; basement membrane assembly. NCBI's taxonomy places the organism in Eukaryota, Metazoa, Chordata, Actinopteri, Cichliformes, Cichlidae. The record is from RefSeq and is a predicted model, not a curated record. Gene Ontology annotation, molecular function: protein binding. The transcript is spliced from 10 exons. The coding region runs from base 381 to 2300 and encodes 639 amino acids. Gene Ontology annotation, cellular component: laminin trimer.